UGAGUUUAGUUUGUAAUAUAAAUAAACCUUUAAACAGCUUACCUUAAUAAAUGUGAUAACAUAUUUACUAAAGUCCUCGCGAUAGCAAAACAUGAGUCAUUUUGAAUUUGCUAUUCCCUUACAAAAGGACGAGUUAUUAGAAUCCCAUGCAGGACAAUAUCACGUCGAGGAUGUAGUACAACCGCGACUCAUGUUGUCGAAAUUACAAGAUGGAGCCCGUGCUUAUAAUUCUGUAGGAGUUGAUUAUAUACUUGAACAUUUUGAUACAUAUUUUUCAAUAAUUGUACAUGGAGUCAAACUGGAGUGGAAUGUUAUCAAUAAAGGCUUUGACCACAUAAUAAGGGCUGCUAAGAAUUUAUGCAGUCAUUUAGAAUUAAUACUCCAGGAACAAGAAUUGGAUGUUGAUGUGAGGGUUAAAAAUCUAAAUAUUACUAAAAUGAUAAUGUACCUCUUCACUCAAAUAAUGAAAACAAAAGACACCAAAUUGGCUGCUGAUAAUUCCACUAAGCUAACAUUGGGCAAGAAAGGUAAGAAGGCAACAGAAGAAGAAGAAUUAUGUGGUUGGACAGAAUCCGACAAGCAAGCGGCAAUGCUCACUCUGUACUUGGUUACACAACAACCAUUAUCAAGAUUGUGGGACCCUCCAUUGGCUGAAGAUAAUUUUGUUUCAAUGAUAGCAGAUCCUUGCUACAAAGCACUAGAAGAACAAAUGAUCAAAAACAAAGCUAUAAGAGACACUGUGUUCCAAGUUCUAGGAGUCCUUAUAAAGAAAUAUAACCAUGGGACAUCAUGUCUCAUUAAACUUGUCCAGAUACUUCAAAUGGUUGAGCAUGCUGUGUCACCAAUAUGUGCUGGAGUAGUACAGUUGACUAAAGAAUUUGGACUUGGUACUUUUGGGCCACAAAUGGUUCGUGAAAUAGCAGAAGCUCUAGCGUCAACUGAGGAAGAAACAACAGGCACAGAGCAGAGUGCAGCUAGGAACUGUGGGGCUUUCUUAUUGGAACUCACCAAAGAAUUACCUAAAGAGAUGGCCAAUGCAAUUGCGACAUUACAACCAUAUUUGGAGAGCGAUGAGUCUUACACGCUCCGUAUCAGCGUGCUCGGGAUGAUGUGCGAGGUGCUGAGCGUGGAGUUGCGCGGCGAGGGCUUGUCGGACGCGCAGCGCAUACAGCGCGACGACUUCCUCGACGAUUUGUAUGAGCACAUACACGAUCUAUCCGCAUAUGUACGCCAUAAGGUGCUCCAAUUCUGGUGUCGUUUGCAACGGGAGAACUGUGUCCCGGUAAACCGACAACGUACCGUACUCGAACGCGCCAUUGGACGACUCAAGGACAAGGCGGCCUUAGUGCGUAAAGCUGCCAUACAAUUAUUGAAGAUAUUCUUGGAAUGCAACCCGUUUUCUGCUCAGCUAAAAUUGGAUAUUUUGGAAGAGCAACUUCAAACAGAACAGAAAAUCCUCGAUGAUCUCCAAAAGAAACUGAACCCGGGCCCCGACCCGGAACUUGUCAAGAAAUGGACGGAAAUCGAAGACGACGUGACGAAGGCUAUUAAAAAAAACAUAGACGUACUAACACAAGACGAACCGGACCUCUCACAAGCAUCCUUAGAUAAUUUAUAUGAAGCAAUUCGUAAACACUUGCGCGAGAAGAAUUAUUUUAAAGCGUAUCUUAUUGUAAAGCAUACGGAGAGACAAUAUCCGGACGCGAAACUGCUUAGGUGCGAUAUGGAGAAAAGCGACCAGAUUAAUUACUUCGUAGCUCUGCUCGGCAAUAUAUUCGUUAUACCCGAUGUAAGGACGUCCGGCACGCUCACACAACAAUGUGACAACGAAUUAGCGUUGCACAAACGAUUAGAAGAGAAAGAGAGUAUAGUCGCGUUUCUACAAGAGUCCGUACACUUCAGUCGGAUGGUUUCAGAAGCUGUGCCCAUGAUAAACUCUUUGUUGAUGUCAAAACAAGCGGGUGAUGUGAAUGAAGCGAUCGACUUCUUCACUACAGCUCAUCAUUUCAAUAUAGAAUCUGCCAAAAUGGGCGUGGCCAACAUGCUGAUGCUUGUGUGGUCACCCGAUCAGGACAAACGUGAAGCCGUCGAACGAGCUUAUAGAGAAAUGUAUUUAGAAUGUGAAAAUAAAGCAGAACGCGCCCGGGCGUUCAUCAUAGCUAAGAACUUGACAUCUCUGAUGCUGCACAUCGACUGCGGGAGUGCACUGGCCCUGGAACACCUCGUCGAUAAGUGGGUUGAGAAGGGGGACAUCAAUCCGGCGGUCAUACAGGUACUGUGGGAGAUGUUCCUAAAAAAAAUUGACGGAACAACCGACACGGACAGCUACGCCGCAAUAUCUCUACUCGUAAUGAUCGCCAAAGCAAAACCUUCCGUAACCUUAGCCAACUUAGAAGUCAUACAAGCUCACGGACUGACCGGCGAUUAUAACACAAGGAAACUGAGCGCCCAAUUACUUCUGCCGUUGGUCAAGAAAAGUCAAAGAUACCCCGCAGACCAUUCAAUAUUCACAAGCUUAUUCGAUAGUUUGAUGGAAGCUUUCAGCAAAUUAAAUGACUUCGCAUCGUUCGCUUCAAACGUCAUAGAUGCUGUAUACGCUAUAUGUGACACGCCCGAAAUUAUUUGCUCUAAAAUAUUAGCAGAAAUGUACAGGCGCAUUGAAGAAAUGAUGGUUAAGAAUUGCGACAAUGAGGAGGAGGCAGCGUACCCCACGGAGUUGUUGACGCGUUUCGUGUUUACAUUGGGCCAUGUAGCACUCCAGCAACUCAUUUACUUGGACAUCAGUGUAUACAGUGAACUCAGGAGAAGAAAUCAGGUUCGAGAAGAACGCAAGGCUGAAGAGAAACGGAAGAAAAAAGCGGGAACGUUCGCGACUCCGGCUCGACGCGGCCGGGUCGAUGACCUCCGUCGACAAACACUCAUGAACGUCAGUAACGCCUCGGCCUCCUCGCGGGCGCAGCGGUCCGCCAGCGUCGCAUCCAACAAGGGAACCUCGACGAACACGACCAUGACGGAGGAGGAGGCGGGGCUAGAAGGCGCGGCGGCGGACGAUGCGGACGCGGAGUACGUGCGCGGCGUGUGCGAGCGUGACGUCACGGCGGGCGACGCGGCGCUGGCGCGGUACCGGCCGCUGCUGGCCGCGCUGCUCGGCGCCGCCGCACCGCCCGCGCUGCACGCCGCCGCCGCGCUCGCACUCACUAGGUUCAUGUUAGUCUCGAGUUCAGUGUGCGAAGAUGGACUGCAACUAAUGAUAACGUUACUCAAAAGAUCGAAAAACGUAUCUUUGAGAACCAAUUUGACAAUUGCUUUCGCCGACCUCACUUUGAGAUUUCCGAAUCUUACGCAGCCGUGGACGCAUCACAUUUAUCACAUUCUAAGCGAUGAGGAGCUCGAAGUCCGUCAGUGUGCAGUGAAGAUGCUGUCGUUUCUGGUUCUGCACGAGAUGGUCCGCGUGAAGGGACAGAUAGCAGACAUGGCGCUUUGCUGCGCGGACGCGGACGCUAAAGUGGCGAGUAUGACGCGCCUCUUCUUCAAACAGCUUUCACAAAAGGGAAACGCCCUAUACAACGUCAUGCCCGAUAUUAUAUCAAGACUGAGCGAUCCGGAUUUGAAUGUACCCGAAGAGCAAUAUAGAAUUAUUAUGAAAUAUAUAACUUCACUAAUCCAAAAAGACAGACAAAUGGAGGCACUAGUAGAGAAAUUAUGCCAAAGAUUCAAAUUGUCUACAGAAGAAAGACAGUGGCGAGACUUAGCUUAUUGUCUCUCUCUAUUUACAUACAACGAAAGGUCGCUAAGGAAACUCAUUGAAAAUCUCGACUGUUACAAAGACAAAUUAUAUUGUCAAGGAGUGAUGGAGUCGUUCAACACUAUCAUGAAUAACGCUUCCAAAAUGGCGAAGAACGACAUUAAGGCUUUGGUAACCGAACUGGGAGACAAAAUAGAAGAAGGCUUUGCGGUUCGGGCUGAGGAAGGUAAUUGUGAAGGAACCACUGAAGGCAGUGGCGACACUGACAAGAAGGCGACGGGUCCGCGCGCCACUCCCAGACGGCGGGCUGCGCCCCGGCGGAACCGCAGGAGGUCUUCAUCCAGUGCAGAUGAGAAUGAACCUCCCAGCAACGUCGAAACCCCAGUCUCGACUAGAAAAUCCAAUCGGAAAGCAGCAAAUAAACAAAAGAUUGUAAAUGAUUCAGAAGAUUCAGAUGACGAUGACUUUCAGGAUAAAGAGGAAGUGUUUAAAAAACCAGUGAGAAAAGCAACGCGACGAAGAAAGUUAUAAGUUAAUUUUUUAUUACUUUAUUUUG
Molecule: messenger RNA, 4301 nt
Organism: Bombyx mandarina (wild silkworm)
Lineage: Eukaryota; Metazoa; Arthropoda; Insecta; Lepidoptera; Bombycidae
Gene: Cap-D2
Product: CAP-D2 condensin subunit
Biological process (GO): meiotic chromosome condensation; mitotic cell cycle; mitotic chromosome condensation
Cellular component (GO): condensed chromosome, centromeric region; condensin complex; nucleus
Molecular function (GO): histone binding
Source: RefSeq, a predicted model, not a curated record